Molecule: messenger RNA, 1505 nt
Organism: Lepisosteus oculatus (spotted gar)
Lineage: Eukaryota; Metazoa; Chordata; Actinopteri; Semionotiformes; Lepisosteidae
Source: RefSeq, a predicted model, not a curated record
UACUUGUUACCAACAUACCCUGUGUUUUUAAAUUGUGUUUUUUUUCCUUUUAAUAAAGAGUACACGACAUAAACUGUGCAUGUGAUCUUCGCAGAGUUUCUUCGACGAGGCUGUUUUAUUAUGGUUACAUUUCUCACACGUUACUGUUAAAUGUCACUGACAAAAACAAAACAUAAACUAAGUCUAUUUUCCUACGUUUUUAUUGUCUUUGAAGUCAUGUUUCAUUUUGAAAGGCAUUAACGAGUUCUAUUUUAUUGAUUAUCUCGGCCUAAGUAGUUUUAAAUUGUUUAAAUGAAAUGGAGUUUGUGGAGUACUUGUGAAAUGAUUAUUUUUUAAUCAAGCCUCGUUUUUUACUCAGCGUCUGUCAAUGAGUUUCAUGUGUCCUACUCUAUUUUUUUUAAAGUACUGAGUCAUGAUAUUUUUGCAUGGCUGUGUUGUUGAGGUACAUGUGUACGGACUGCACGGUAGAUUCUUGUCAGUAGCCUAUAUUUAUAAACUACUGUUGUAUAAAAAUGUAUUUUAUAUUUCUAAAGUAGAGUUUGUGAUUUUUUUUAAUGACUAAAGAUAUACAGAAGCUAAUGGACGUGCAAAAACAGCGAUCCAUAAGACACAUUGUUACAGUUCUGACUAGCGUCUCAUUUGUGUAUCAUGAGUUUUAAGUGGCUGAAUUGCUGGGUAGUUGAGUAAUGCUCAUUACUUCCAGAUUUCAAACAAGGCCUUCAAAUUGAAGAGAUGUACCCGACAGAAAAAAAAAAACAAGAAAGUCCAUCCAUGGGAGUGAUGUGCAAACUUUAAGAACCUCACCAGCUUGAAGAACAAAGACGGCUUACUCUCUGCUCAGAAGGAAGCUUGUUUACCGGAACCAAUGUUUCCAGUGAAAAUGUACUGUAGAGACACUUGUGUAGGAGUGUGUUUAUUGAGAGAUUAAGAAGGUCUCUUGUAUAGGAAUUGCACAGCUAUAAGCCAUGGAUGAUUAUACAACCAGAACAUAUGGAACCAGUGGACUGGACAACAGACCCUUAUUUGGAGAAACAUCUGCCAGGGAUCGAAUCAUCAACUUAAUAGUUGGUGGCCUCACAUCUUUACUAGUUAUAGUUACAAUUAUUAGUGCUUUUGUCUUCCCUCAUUUACCUCCAAAACCUGUGAAUGUCUUCUUCGCCAUUUGUAUCAUUAUGAGUUGCGCCUCAGUUAUAGUACUUAUUUUCUGGUAUCGCCAAGGAGACCUGGAACCUAAAUUCCGAAAUCUGAUUUAUUAUGUCUUAUUUUCAAUAGUAAUGCUUUGCAUAUGUGCCAAUUUAUACUUCCAUGAUGUGGGGAAAUGAGAGACAACAAAAUGCCUUAUAGACAUUGUACUGACAUAACAAGGAGCUGUUCUACGUGGAGAUCUUGUACCUUACAAAAGCACAAAGAAUGUAAUCUCUGUACAAGAAGCAGUAGUAUUAUAUAAUGUAAUCAUAAAAGAAUGGAUUAAUUGUGAAUAUAUAUUUAAAGAUCAUUUAAAUUGA